UCCAAAUUGUUCUUCAAGUAGGUCUCACUUAAAUGUCCUCUAAGAAACUUACCAUGGCCGCUAUGAUGGACACCUCCGAAACAAACUCACAAGAAAUUGAAGAUCGGACACAGCUGAGGUUUCAAGUUGAGCUGGAGUUUGUGCAAUGUUUGGCAAAUCCUCAUUAUUUGAAUUUUCUUGCUCAAAGAGGGUACUUUAAAGAACAGUCCUUCAUUAACUAUCUCAAAUAUCUGCUUUAUUGGAAGAAGCCAGAAUAUGCAAAAUUCUUAAAAUAUCCCCAGUGUCUACAUUUCCUUGAGCUGCUCCAAUAUGAACAUUUUCGCAGAGAACUUGUAAACCCUGCCUGCGCAAAGUUCAUUGAUGAACAGCAAAUUCUCCAUUGGCAGUAUUAUUCCCGAAAAAGAAUGAAGAUCAAUUUACCAAAAUCAUCAGGACAAACAGGUUCUACAACUGAGGGUGAACCAUCGUGAACAAUGCAAAUUGUGUAGAAAGAAAUGUGGACAAGAUGUGUCUCUAGAGAUGGCAAAGAAUUUAGAGAUGUGGGUGGGCUCAUUUAACACCAAGCCAAGCAGUAGCUCCUUCACACUUUCUCUUUUUUUUUAAAAAUACCCUUUGCUUAGUUAAUUGGCAGACAUCAAGGUCUCUGUAAUCUUGAUAGGGUACAGUGUUGAUUUUGGUGGAUGCACAAGUAGGUUUUUUUUUUGACAAAGUUGUGCAAUGUAUAAUUUGCUCAAGCUUGAUCCUGACAACAACUUGGCAGAAGAUCAGGAGACUGAAUAUUUUGGUGAGCCAAUUGUAUACUGUGCCAGCCACAUUUUUUGG
Messenger RNA from Pocillopora damicornis (cauliflower coral), 822 nucleotides. RefSeq names its product mediator of RNA polymerase II transcription subunit 31. Gene Ontology annotation, cellular component: mediator complex. Gene Ontology annotation, biological process: regulation of DNA-templated transcription. Gene Ontology annotation, molecular function: transcription coregulator activity. The record is from RefSeq and is a predicted model, not a curated record. NCBI's taxonomy places the organism in Eukaryota, Metazoa, Cnidaria, Anthozoa, Scleractinia, Pocilloporidae.